CACUCCCAGUCUCCCACCCUGCUUCCAUAGAGCAAGUGAGCAACUGAGCGAGCAAGAAAGCCGGCCGUCAUGGAGAUGGUGCUGGACUGGCGGUCGCUGGGGUCCCUGCUGGCGACGCUCAUGGUGUUCCGCACGGCGAUGCGGGACUUCCUCCCUCCGGAGGCCGAGAUGUGCCUGCGCCGCCUCCUCGCGCGUGUCGCCGCCGCGUUCCGCCCGCCCAGCGGCACCAUCCUCAUCGACGAGGCCGACGGCGCCAGCGGCGGCGCCAACGACCUCUACGACUCGGCGCAGCUCUACCUCGGCGAGCGCUGCCUCGCCACGGCCCCCGCCGUGCGCCUCCACAAGCCCCGCCAGGCGCACCGCCCCGUCGCCUCCCUCCCGGACUCCCACACCACGCACGACACGUAUCAGGGCGUCCGCGUCCGCUGGACCUCCACCGCGCGCACCGCCGAACGCGGUGCGGGCGGCGGAGGGUACAGCCCCUACGGCGUGUUCGGCCGCGGCGGCCACGGCGUGGGCGGCGGCGGCGAUCACCGCACCCUCGAGCUGCAGUUCCCGCGCCAGCACCGGGACCUCAUCCACGACCACUACAUCCCCCACCUCAUCGCCGAGGCCGCUCGGAUGCGGCUCAAGUCGCGGGAGCGACGGCUGUACACCAACCGCGCCACCGGCCCCGGCGAUGACCACCACCGCCUCUGGACCUCGCACGCCUUCUCCCACCCGUCCAACUUCGACACGCUCGCCGUCGACCCGGCGCUCCGCGAGGAGAUCCGCGCCGACCUGCUCCGCUUCGCGGCGCGCCGGGACCACUACGCCCGCGUCGGCCGCGCGUGGAAGCGCGGGUACCUGCUCCACGGCCCGCCGGGCACGGGCAAGACCAGCCUCGUCGCCGCCAUCGCCAACCUCCUCGAGUUCGACGUCUACGACCUCGAGCUCACCACGGUGCCCACCAACUCCCACCUCCGCCGCCUGCUCGUCUCCACCACGCCAAAGUCCGUCGUCGUCGUCGAGGACAUCGACUGCUCCCUCGACCUCUCUGACCGCAACAAGAAGAACAAGAACGGCAAUAACGGCGCCGACGACGAGACCGCGGCGCAGCUCGCCGCGAUUUCGCCCGCCGCCGCGGCGGCCAUGGCGGUGGUGGGGCGGGAAUCCAUAAGCCUCUCCGGGGUGCUCAACUUCGUCGACGGCCUCUGGUCGUCCUGCGUCGGCGAGCGCCUGAUGGUGUUCACGACCAACCACCCGGAGCGCCUAGACCCGGCGCUGCUCCGCCCCGGCCGCAUGGACCGCAAGAUCGAGCUCGGCUACUGCACGCCCCCCGCGCUGCGCGUGCUCGCCAAGAACUACCUCGGCGUCGGCGACGAGGGCUGCGAGGACGCCGGCGACGACCCAGACACGGUGAGGGACCUCAUGGCCGAGGCGGAGGACCUGCUCGCACCCGCCGCCGGGGUGCGCAUCACGCCCGCCGACAUCGCCGAGGUGUUCAUGGGCUGCGACGGCACGGGCGCCGCCGCCGCCCUGAGGAAGCUCGUGGGCGAGCUUCGGCGGAGACGUGACGAUUACGCGGCGGCCGCAGCCGUAGCGCCGGGCGAAUCGGGGGAGGAUACGACGGAUUGUUGAAGCCAGGGAAUUGUCGUACGUGGCGGCGCGGCUAUGACGCGUGGCUGCCUGGUCAGCUUUCCACUAGUUUGAUCGAUGCUGCUGGGCUGACGAUGGAGUAUGACGGGGCACUUCGUCUGUACUUGUUGGUGUUGUGUAGAUAGGGUGUUUGUUUGCCUCUCGUUUUGUGUUGGGUUGUCUACUGGUUUAUGUCGUAGCAUGUAGGCGAUGAUGGACGCUGAUCAAGCAGGCACGACGGCACAAACGAACAUGGCAGAGCUCGUUCAUUUCGUGCAACAAUGGUUUAUGUUGCUAAAUUUCGUUUUCAGCCUAGGUGUAAAUAAAGUACUGAAAAAGGCAGGCAGACUGCAAUACUUUAUCAUGACUAAAGGCAAAAAAAAGUUGAGCUCCACCUUCAGCAA
This is a messenger RNA of Setaria italica (foxtail millet), 2021 nucleotides long. RefSeq names its product AAA-ATPase At3g28580. NCBI's taxonomy places the organism in Eukaryota, Viridiplantae, Streptophyta, Magnoliopsida, Poales, Poaceae. The record is from RefSeq and is a predicted model, not a curated record. The coding region runs from base 70 to 1620 and encodes 516 amino acids. The transcript has a single exon. Gene Ontology annotation, molecular function: ATP binding; ATP hydrolysis activity.